AUGCUCCCACUCCUCCUCCCCUCUACUACCGCACACCCGCAACAACCUCUUCCUCAGAACUUCCUCACCUCCAGCGCGUCCCUGAAUUCCUUAGCUGGCAAUCCCGUCUUCCAGGGCUGGUACGCUGACCCAGAAGCCCGCCUCUUCGACGGCCAAUACUGGAUUUACCCGACCUACUCGGCCGACUACAGCGAGCAAACCUUCUUCGACGCCUUCAGCUCUCCUGACCUCCUUACCUGGACCAAACACCCCACCAUUUUGAACAUCACCAACAUCCCCUGGUCGACAAACCGUGCGGCCUGGGCACCGUCCGUAGGCCGGAAGGUUCGCUCCUCCACGAAGAAAAAUUUGCACAAGCAUGAUGAUAGUGAAGAGGAGUAUGACUAUUUUAUGUACUUCUCCGUUGGCGACGGGACGGGCAUCGGCGUCGCCAAGUCCACCACCGGCCGCCCAGAAGGUCCAUAUGAGGAUGCCAUCGGGGAGCCCUUAGUUAACCGCACAAUAUACGGGGCUGAGGCUAUAGACGCGCAGAUCUUCCAGGAUGAUGAUGGACGCAACUGGUUAUAUUUUGGGGGGUGGAGUCACGCGGUGGUGGUGGAGGUGGGAGAGGAUAUGGUGAGUUUGAAGGGAGACUAUCUAGAGAUUACUCCGGAAGGGUAUGUGGAAGGGCCGUGGAUGGUGAAGCGAAAUGGGGUGUAUUAUUAUAUGUUCUCAGUGGGAGGAUGGGGCGACAAUUCUUACGGAGUUAGCUAUGUCACUGCGGAGUCUCCCACGGGGCCAUUCUCAACGACACCGAAGAAGAUCUUGCAAGGGAAUGACAACGUCGGAACCAGUACAGGCCAUAACAGUGUGUUUACACCCGAUGGAGAGGACUAUUAUAUAGUAUAUCAUCGACGGUAUCUCAAUGAUACGGCGCGGGAUCACCGGGUGGUGUGUGUGGACCGGAUGUAUUUUGACGACAACGGGGAAAUCCUGCCGGUGAAUAUUACUGUCGAGGGAGUAGAGGGUCGGUCAUUAUCCUAG
This is a messenger RNA of Aspergillus sclerotioniger CBS 115572, 1023 nucleotides long. Its product is annotated as glycoside hydrolase family 43 protein. The transcript has 2 exons. The coding region runs from base 1 to 1023 and encodes 340 amino acids. Gene Ontology annotation, molecular function: hydrolase activity, hydrolyzing O-glycosyl compounds. Lineage: Eukaryota; Fungi; Ascomycota; Eurotiomycetes; Eurotiales; Aspergillaceae. Gene Ontology annotation, biological process: carbohydrate metabolic process. The record is from RefSeq and is a predicted model, not a curated record.